UGUGUCUGUGUGUGUGCGCGCGGCGCGGCGCGUGUGGAGUUGUGUGAGUGUGCUGCUUGCUGCUGGUCGCGAUGGAGGCUGCGGGGCCGGUACUCGUCCUCCUGCUUGUCGCGGUUUGUUCCACGGUCCAGGAUGUGGCCGCGGCCGGGGAUUCGGAGUUGCUGCUGCUCAGCGUGGCGUCCGAGCCCACCGACGGCUUCCAGAGGUUCGAGAGGUCCGCCCGCAUCAACAAUGUGCCGAUGAAGGUUCUCGGUAUGGGCCAGAAAUGGGUUGGCGGAGAUAUGCGGUAUCCUGGCGGUGGCUACAAAAUCAACCUGCUCAAGGAGGAGCUUGAGAAGUACAAGGAUGAUUCGAAACAAAUCAUCAUGUUUACUGAUGCGUUUGAUGUAAUAAUUUUAGACAGUGCUGACCGCAUCAUAAAGCAGUUCCGCAACUUUGAUGCUCGUAUUGUGUUUUCUGCUGAGGGUUUCUGUUGGCCAGAUGAAACCUUAGCAUCCCAGUACCCUACUGUGGCCCGUGGGAAACGAUUUUUAAACUCAGGAGGUUUUAUUGGGUAUGCACCUGAAUUAUAUAAAUUAGUGACUGCUAAAGAAGUUAAAGAUACAGAUGAUGACCAACUGUAUUACACCAACAUGUUCCUUGACCCAGAAAUGCGUAAACAGUUGAAUAUUAAAUUAGAUCACCGUUCCACAUUGUUCCAAAAUCUUAAUGGAGCUCUUGCUGAUGUUGAGCUGCGUCUGGAGGCUGAAAAUUCAUACAUCAAAAAUACAGCCUAUGCUACAGUGCCUCUAGUUGUUCAUGGUAACGGGCCCAGCAAAUCAGUUGUGAAUGCUCUGGGUAACUAUGUAGCCAAAAGCUGGAGCUUACAGGAUGGCUGCUAUUCAUGUAAUGAAAACAGCAUUGAUUUGUCAAAGAAGAAGGACUCAGAGCUCCCUUCUGUUGUGAUAGCUGUUUUUAUUCAGCAACCUACUCCAUUCCUUGAGGAUUUCUUUGAAAAGAUUCUGAAACAAGAUUAUCCCAAGAAGCGUAUGUUCCUGUUUGUUCACAAUGAUGUUGAGUACCACUCACCACUGGUGCAGGAAUUUUUGAAAGACCAUGGGCCAAGUUACAAAGGAGUUAAGUCAAUUGACUAUGAUGACAAGGCUAUGAAAGGGGAAGCUCGUGAGCUGGCAAUGGACUACUGUGUCCAGAGAGGUUGUGAUGCUUAUCUGAAUAUUGACUCGGAAGCACACUUGGAUAACACCAAAGCACUCCGUUUGUUACUGGAAACAAAUCGUGGGGUUGUUGCUCCAAUGCUGACUCGGCCCUUCAAAGCUUGGUCUAACUUUUGGGGAGCUCUCAGCACUGAUGGUUUCUACGCAAGAUCUACCGACUAUAUGGAAAUAGUUAACAAUGAACGCCGGGGCCUGUGGAAUGUGCCGUACAUCAGCAGCUGUUAUUUGGUGAAUGCAACUUUGUUGGCGGACCGAGAGGCCAGGGCCUCCUACCACCAUGACUCUCUAGACCCUGACAUGGCAUACUGCCACAAUCUGAGGGAAAAGGGAAAUUUCAUGUUUGUGUCUAAUCUUCAUGACUUUGGACACUUGGUGAAUACAGAGAACUUUGACACAACACGCAAACAUCCUGACUUUUAUUCUCUACUUGACAAUCGUUGGGACUGGGAGCAUCGUUAUAUUCAUCCUGACUAUGCUAACGCCCUUGAUCCCAACACUACGCCUCUGCAGCCAUGUCCAGAUGUUUAUUGGUUGCCUAUUGUCUCCCCUCGUUUCUGCGAUGAGUUGGUUGCAAUUAUGGAAAACCAUGGAAAGUGGUCUGAUGGUUCAAACAAGGAUGAGCGUUUGGCAGGUGGAUAUGAAAAUGUCCCCACUAGGGACAUUCACAUGAAUCAGGUUGGGUUUGAACCCCAAUGGAUGGAAUUCCUGAAGUCUUAUGUAAAGCCACUAGUGGAGAAAAUUUUCACAGGUUACAGCAACGAAACUCCUCGAGCAAUCAUGAACUUUGUUGUACGAUACCGCCCUGAUGAGCAGCCCUCCCUCAGACCUCAUCAUGACUCAUCCACAUAUACAAUCAACAUUGCUUUGAAUACACCAGAAGUAGAUUAUCAGGGUGGUGGCUGCCGCUUCCUGCGAUACAAUUGUAGUGUUUCAAAAACGCGACUUGGUUGGAUGCUAAUGCACCCAGGGCGACUUACUCAUUUCCAUGAAGGGCUUCCAGUUACAAAUGGAACCCGCUAUAUAAUGAUUUCAUUUGUAGACCCCUAGACUUUUCCAGGAUUGUUACUUUCUGGAAAAAUUCUAGGGUGCCAAUAUGAACUUGGAGAUUAUCCUAGUGAGACUGAUUCCAUGAGAACUUAAAGCAUGUGUAUUUUAGGAAAUUUUCUUUUAGAAAGACCAUAUACUAGUCACAAAAUCACUCCCAAAAAGAAUCUCAUUUUAAUUUGUUCCUUGCAUUCUCGACCAGAAUAUUUUUCCAACAUGUAAAAGUGUUUUUGUGGGGCAAGUACUGUUUUGUGACUUGAAUAUAACUGCUCCA
Messenger RNA from Thrips palmi, 2532 nucleotides. It is a transcript of the gene Plod, whose product is annotated as multifunctional procollagen lysine hydroxylase and glycosyltransferase LH3. The transcript has 15 exons. Bases 72 to 2261 code for a protein of 729 amino acids. Lineage: Eukaryota; Metazoa; Arthropoda; Insecta; Thysanoptera; Thripidae. The record is from RefSeq and is a predicted model, not a curated record. Gene Ontology annotation, molecular function: procollagen-lysine 5-dioxygenase activity; L-ascorbic acid binding; iron ion binding. Gene Ontology annotation, biological process: peptidyl-lysine hydroxylation. Gene Ontology annotation, cellular component: endoplasmic reticulum.